Messenger RNA from Hippocampus zosterae (dwarf seahorse), 2459 nucleotides. RefSeq names its product gap junction protein, alpha 2 (gene gja2). NCBI's taxonomy places the organism in Eukaryota, Metazoa, Chordata, Actinopteri, Syngnathiformes, Syngnathidae. Gene Ontology annotation, cellular component: connexin complex. The coding region runs from base 978 to 2042 and encodes 354 amino acids. The transcript is spliced from 2 exons. The record is from RefSeq and is a predicted model, not a curated record. Gene Ontology annotation, biological process: cell communication.
CAAUUCUGACGAAUGGCAAUCAUAGUAGUCAUAAUUAUUAUUCUGUGUAAGUCACUGAAGAUGUUGUGGUUCCCUAAUUUCGUACAAGCACAUGAGUUCAGUUCACAUUCAGUGAUGGAAUGUGGGUGUGAAAGGUUGUGGGCUUGGAUCCAUGAUGUAUUAUAGAAAUGCAUUUUGAAAUGAAUGCUGUAAUGAAAACCUUUGAUUGCAUUUGUUUUUCCACAUAGCGCUCGUGCUUCAUUAACAGUACAAUGGACCUCCUGGGACUGUUACAUGUCCAAUGAACCAAGCAUUUUUCAAUUUUGAAUGUAGGUUGUGAUUUAUACUCAGCGACAGGAUUUUGUGUUUCAGCCUACUGUGUUCAAUUAACUGCAAAAAUAAAUACAUUAAGAAAAGUGUUUGUCGGUGUACUUAAGUGGUGUAACUGUAUAACAGUUCUGUGGUGUUAUGUGGUGACGCGGGAGGGGCAAAUUAUUCGAGAGGUCGAGAGGAAAAGCAAUACAAUUCCGCAUUUUUGAUCCAGCUUCUGAAGUGAAUCAAAUACGAUUGUGCAAGUGUACCUGUUAUCUUUCCAGUAUUUGCAUAUUAAGAUAAGAUAAGAUAUCCUUUAUUUGUCCCACACUGGGGAAAUUUACAGUCUACAGCAGCAAGAUUGUGGGUAGAAAGAAGAAAGAAGAAAAACAAAGUGUUUGCAUUCACAAAAUACAUGUUACAGUUUAGUAGUACAGUAGUAGUGCCAUGGAGUCUUUCUUUGUCCCACCAGGGUUUAGCUAGUGUGAUUAUAAAGAGACCAAAAUCUCUUUAAUGGGGGCCCUGUAGCGACGCCACUCAAAGAGCUUUGAUCUACGUCUACGAGAACAGCUAAACUAGCCUAGCCGAGACAACAGCUAAACUAGUACAAAUGACACGACGCUCGAGGUCGGACGGACACGCUCUCACUGGUGGUCUUGUCAGUAAGUCUCGAAUUGUGAGCCGCCAUGGGAGACUGGAACCUGUUGGGGAAACUGCUAGAGAGCGCCCAGGAGCACUCGACUGUUGUGGGCAAAGUGUGGCUGACGGUUCUCUUCAUCUUCCGCAUCCUGGUGCUGGGAUCCGCGGCGGAGAAGGUGUGGGGAGACGAGCAGUCGGGUUUCACUUGCGACACCAAGCAGCCCGGUUGUCAGAACGUGUGCUAUGACAAGACCUUCCCCAUUUCCCACAUCCGCUUCUGGGUGAUGCAGAUCAUCUUUGUGUCUACGCCCACUCUCAUUUACUUGGGACACAUCCUCCAUUUGGUGCGCAUGGAGGAGAAAUUGAAAGACAAGGAGAAGGAACUGGCUCUACAGAGUGAAAAGCAGCAGCAAAUACUUGGCAACAAGGCCAAGAAGACAUUAAAGCCCAUCAAAGACAACCAAGGGCAUGUGCACUUGAGAGGAGCACUACUUCGGACUUACGUCUUCAGCAUUAUCUUUAAGACCCUUUUUGAAGUGGCUUUCAUCAUAGCGCAGUACUUCCUGUAUGGUUUUGAGCUCAAGCCAAUGUACCGCUGUGACCGUUGGCCUUGCCCAAAUGUGGUCAAUUGCUACAUCUCCAGGCCCACCGAGAAGACCAUUUUCAUCCUCUUCAUGCUGGCUGUGGCCUGCAUCUCAUUGCUGCUCAACUUAGUGGAAAUGUACCAUCUCGGCUUCACCAAAUGCCAUCAGGGCAUUCGCUACAGGCGGACGCAGGCAGUGAGAGAACCUGCGGAAACCGUCAUCCCUUUUGUCUCCAACUACAACUACUUCCCAAGUGGCCCCGCGGGGUCUGAACCCUUCCCAGUGGAAGCAAAAUACGGCAUCGCUGAGCCAAAUCCACCCUACAGCCCCUACAGCAGCAAGGUGAUGUAUAAACAGAACAGAGACAACAUGGCCACAGAGGAGAAAGGUAAAACAGACGGAGAUGAUGGAAGGGAGAGGAAAAUCUCCACCUCGUUUCAAGAGAUGUCCAUGGAAAGUCAGCGCAGAAACAGUCAGUCCAGCAAACACAGCAAUAACAAAAGCAGGAUGGAUGACCUAAAAGUAUAGACUUUUUUUAAGUCUUGAGUAAGCAAAAAAAAUAUUUUGGGUUCUAUGACUGAGAUGAACAGUUGGAGAGCUCUUAAGGAGGCCAGGUUGCUACACAAAAUAAUGUUUAUGUUGAAAUGCCUUUUUUUUGUGAUAUAAAAAAAAGACAAAUCUAAAAUGAUCAAAUCAUUAAAAAACGUUCCCACUCCAGUAUUAAUUGGUUAAAUAAAGGUCAAAGUAACUAGAAAAUAUAAUGUUUAGAUUCCAAUAGGGCUUGUUGCAGGAUGCUGUCGCCCACGUGUUGGAUCUCAUAUUAAGCAAGUGUUAUGGCCAGUGAAUCGAGGAACUAAGAAGGAUUCAAACCAUUUAAAGAUUGACCACUCUUUACUCUUUAUUACUUUGGAACAACAUUAAUAACUGAAAAAAAGAGCAAGAAAA